Molecule: messenger RNA, 1328 nt
Organism: Sorghum bicolor (sorghum)
Lineage: Eukaryota; Viridiplantae; Streptophyta; Magnoliopsida; Poales; Poaceae
Product: vesicle-associated membrane protein 714
Exons: 4
Coding region: 177-845 (222 amino acids)
Biological process (GO): vesicle-mediated transport
Cellular component (GO): membrane
Source: RefSeq, a predicted model, not a curated record
AGGGGAGUCCAGCCAACGUGCAAGGAAACGAAGACAGAGAGGAGAGGAGAGGAGAGGAGGUCCCCCGCCGCCGCGCCGCUCGAAAUCCCCAAACGCCCAAACCCCUAGGCAAGAUCAAAUCAGAUCAGAUCUCUCCACCCCCACCCCCACUCCAAUCCCCAGCCGAAAGCCCAUCCAUGGCGAUCGUCUACGCCCUGGUCGCUCGGGGCACGGUGGUUCUGGCCGAGUUCGCCGCCGUCUCAGGCAACGCCGGCGCCGUGGCCCGCCGGAUCCUCGAGAAGCUGCCGCCCGACGCCGAGUCCAGGCUGUGCUUUGCGCAGGACCGGUACAUCUUCCACGUCCUCCGGUCUGACGCCGCCGGCAUCACCUUCCUCUGUAUGGCCAACGACACCUUCGGAAGAAGAAUCCCCUUUCUCUACCUGGAGGACAUCCAAAUGAGGUUCAUGAAAAACUACGGCAGAGUCGCCCACUCUGCGCUGGCUUACGCCAUGAACGAUGAAUUCUCCAGGGUGCUCCAUCAGCAAAUGGAGUUCUUCUCCAGCAACCCAAGUGCUGACACACUCAACCGUCUCCGCGGAGAAGUCAGUGAGAUACACACCGUCAUGGUCGACAACAUUGAGAAAAUUCUUGACAGAGGCGACCGCAUCUCGCUCCUUGUGGACAAGACAUCCACCAUGCAGGACAGCUCCUUUCACUUCCGCAAGCAAUCCAAGAGGCUCCGCAGAGCUCUUUGGAUGAAGAAUGCCAAGCUUCUAGUUGUGUUGACAGUUGUCAUAGUAGUGCUGCUCUACUUGAUCAUUUCUGCUUUCUGUGGAGGCCUUUCCUUAUCAUCAUGCAGAUCAUGAAUAACACACCAGAUGGUUGGCCUUCCCUUGACUGGAAGGUAAAAUACCAUGGAAUGAUGCCUGCUAUGUUGAGCACCUGAGCUUCCGGAGGCAGAAAAGAUCGAUCAAUGUUUUGAGGAGGAUACCUCCACUGUGGUUUCCAGUUUGCCCUUUUGUGGUGACAUGAGUUAGUCGUGCAACACUGGGAUCAGCGUGUACAGUACGUGGAUUGUUGUUCAAGGAGUGGAGUUGGCAGUUGCUGUGGUCAAUUGGUUUUUAUGUCUCCAUGUGUUGUGGGUGAAUCUUAAAAUCUUGGUGUACUUAUUAUCUUUUUGGGCCUAUCAAACUGUCAUUGUGCUUUGUGGGGAAUGGAAAUGAGUUGCUGUGUAGAGUUACUUGGUUAAUGUGCAAACAUAUAUGUAUGCUGCAAUGAGUGUUACAUACUUAUUAUGGUUAGCAGUGUAUGACAAUUACACUCGAAAAUGGAUUGUGUCUCGGCUGUUA